CCACAUGUUCUUCGGUGAUUGAUAAUAAGCAUCCGCGCCAAACAUGAUUUCUUUAGAAAUGCACUUUACCUAUUUUUUUUUUUCUUGGAACGCAAGUAACGUAAUUUUAUUGACAUCAGUAACUGUAAUCAAAUUACAUAAAUUUAAAAUGUAAUGCGUUACAUUACUGCGUUAUCAGGAAAAGUAAUUAGACUACAGUAACGCGUUAUACCCAACUCUGUACAUCACCAUACUCUAAAGGAGGCCAAAGAAAGGCCUACUACUCCAGAACACACGGGUGCUUGCCUGUGGCAGUAUUAGAGUUACUGAGCUCACAAUUAGUUAUCCCCAAAAAAAAAAAAAAAACACACACACACAAAACAAAAACUAAAAAAACACACAUUCUGCUCUUGUGCCAGCUAGUAAGAGAAAAUUAAACACUCAAUAAUAUGUGCGGUCACCCACUGGGGGAAAAUAGAAUAAAAAUAUUAUUUUCAGUUGAGCAGGGUGGUAUCUAUUUCCAUAUACUCAAAAGAGCCCCACUUUUUAUAAAAGUUCUUGGAAUAAGUCAAAAUAAGUGACUUAUUCAGAAUAAGUGAAAUAUCUCUGUAAUUCACAUUAAGUGGGUAGGCGACACAGUUAGGACAUUUAAGUUUAAAAGAAGUUUACAGAUAUUUUCUUUUAACCUUAAAACACAAUACAAUCUAAUGCGUAAUUCAGAAUACAGCUAAAACAUCUGUGAAAAAUCAAUACUGAAAAUUCAUUAACACAGUACAUCGCGCCCUAUUUUUAUGAAUUUUUCUAAGAGUGUGCAAAUAUGAACCAGGUGUGUGCAUGUAUUCAUCAAUCCAAUAUAGUUCAUCUUGAUCAUGACCUGCCAACCCCUUGAUUCAAAACAUUAUUUUAAUCAAAUUAAAUUUUUACAUUUUAAAUAAAUGAAUUUCAUUUUCAUUUUAAAUAUUGUGGGUGCUCAUCGGUAGGCCUACUAAAAACAUGAACUUUUAUAUGAGGUGUUUUAAAGGUUUGUCUUCUGGUUACAUGCUUCUUUGAAACAUCUUAUUUCCUGCUUUUUUCUGUGUCAAACCAUAUCACAAUUUUUUUUUGUGGCAAUAAAACAACAUAUGAAACUCAUAGUUUUGAGUGAGGCCAACUUUAACUGCUAAAAACUGGGUAACUAAGCAGUAGUAUUUAUAAUAUAUAAAAAGUUUUUUGGAGCAAUGGAAAGAUGGUUGGGUUAGACAUAUUUUUAGCCAUCUUGAUGUGGCCAGGGGUGUGAAAGCAGAAAAGUAAAGGUGAAAGUGCACAUGUUCCUCAGUUAUCUAAAGCAAAGACCGAAGGAGCACAUGGUAAAGACACAGUCAAGUGAUCUACCCUUCUUUAUCUUGUGUGAUAGUGUGCUCAUUUGUUCACUUUUUCAGGGGAAUUGAAAGCCUGAGGAUAAUUUUGGAAUUCGACUGAUCAUGAGAUAUUACUUCAUUCUUUUGCUUUCCUCAACAAUAUUCUGCUUUACUGAUGUGGACGUUGUUCAGGAUGAUAUAAAAAUAGUUCAAGCUGGAGAAGAUGUGAAUCUUACUUGCAACUUUUCAGAGCUUCUGGACUCAACAGUGUGGUUUAAACAGACGGCUGAAGGAAAAUCCUUACAAAUUGUGUAUUUAUAUCUUGAACAAACCACCUGGAAUAAGAACUUUACGAAAAUGAAUCGUUUUAAUGUUAUCAGAGGAAAUUAUCAUUUUAAUCUGACCAUUUUAAAAACAAACCCUUCAGACUCAGCAACAUAUUACUGUGUAGUCGCAGCAUAUUGGAAAAUUGGAAUGGGUGCAGGAACUAGAUUAAUUGUCAGAGAUGCAGCCGUACCGCAAACAACUAUUCAGCAGUCUUUGAUAGAUUCAGUUCAUCCGGGGGAUUCUGUGAAUUUGCAGUGCAGCAUCUUCACUGAGAGUUGUGCAGGAGAACACAGCGUCUACUGGUUCAGACAAAGCUCAGGAGACUCUCAAGGAGUCCUUUACACCAAAGGAGAGAGAAAUGGUCAGUGUAAUAAGAACAGUGAGUCUCAAACGCAGAGCUGCGUCUACAAUCUCCUCAAGAGCAACAUCAGCCACUCUGACACUGGGAUUUACUACUGCGCUGUGGCCGCAUGUGGAGAGAUACUGUUUGGAAAAGGAACUCGACUAAAUUAUAGAGUGAGUGGUGAUGAGAAUCUAACUAUUGCUCUUGGAAUUUUAAACAUCAUAUUUUUGGCUCUUGUUGUUUGUCUGGGAAUAAAACUAUGCAGGGGUCAAAAUAAAGUGUCCACGCCUCAAGAGAGUCAAAAUGAAGACACCAUGACUUAUGCAGCCAUUAGUUUUGCUCAGAAACCUCUGAACUCUAGAAGAACCAAAUCAAAGAUCAUUCAGGAUCAAUCUCUGUACGCUCAGGUCAGAUCACAGCAGUAACAUCCAGAGCUUUAGAGGAGCAUUUACCUUCUACACAAAUAUUUUCAUUAUGAUCUUAUAACAAUUUGAGGUAAAUACAUUUAAUUUAGUUGAAUAAUUUUGGUCAUUUUUACUGUUUAAUUAGUUUAUUGGUUUUCUUUGUUUUUUUUUUGUUUGUUUUUUAUGUUUUGUUGUCUGUUUUGAAAAUGAUAUUUGCCCUUUAACUGUGCAGCACUUUGGUUAGCCUUGUUGUUGUUAUUAAUGUGCUUUAAAAAUUAAAUAAAAUAACUUUAACUUGAUCUUGAAUCUAUAAUGCCUUUAAGGAUCAUGUCCUUUAUAUGAAGUAAGUGUUAAAAUGAAUGGUCUGAAAUAACCUCAAAUAACAGUAUAGCUAACAAUGUCAUCACAAUACGGACUGCAUGCUGAUAGCUGUCGGUGGCCAUAUUUUAAUGUAUUUAUAUUUUAAAGUGUUACUUUGGCUUAAUUUGUACUGUGAAUUGAUAGCUAUGAAUUUGUUAGGCAUAGUAAGGAUAAGGAUAAUUGUAAAAGUAGAAAAGUCUAUUCUUUGUAAAUUAAUGCAUGUAUGUUAGACUGUGUUCUUUUUGAGCAACUUUGUAAUUUUGUGUUAUGAAAUGUUCCAUUUUACAGUUUCCUUAUGAAUCACUUGUGUGUAUGCUUCAUUUGCAUCUGUUAAAUUAAUAGCCUGCUUAUGUGCAUGUGCAUUUGUUGGUGGUUUGUUUUUUGUUACAUUGCAUUGCUUUGCUUUUAUUCUGUUAACUCAAAUGAUGGAUCCUGGUGCGUGUAUAAUGUAUACUUCCUCUGUGCUGAAAUUUCUUGACCCAUCUAGUAUAUUCCUUCUAGUAAAUAGCCCUGUGUUUCUGCCAUUUUGGGGUGAAAGCAAGUCGGCAGUCCACUAGUUUCUAUGGCAAUAUCAGCUGCUUUGUUUAAAAAAAACAUACAUUAAAGCUGAAAUCCAACCUGAAU
Messenger RNA from Megalobrama amblycephala (Wuchang bream), 3374 nucleotides. RefSeq lists its product as uncharacterized. The record is from RefSeq and is a predicted model, not a curated record. Gene Ontology annotation, biological process: response to bacterium. NCBI's taxonomy places the organism in Eukaryota, Metazoa, Chordata, Actinopteri, Cypriniformes, Xenocyprididae. Bases 1440 to 2411 code for a protein of 323 amino acids. The transcript has 6 exons.